Messenger RNA from Phoenix dactylifera (date palm), 5580 nucleotides. NCBI's taxonomy places the organism in Eukaryota, Viridiplantae, Streptophyta, Magnoliopsida, Arecales, Arecaceae. The record is from RefSeq and is a predicted model, not a curated record.
AAUAGUAUAUUAAAAACAGAGAGAGACCAUAAACAAAAAGUACAGACAAAGUGAUUGCCAAGCUCCUUUUUUUUUUUUGUUUGGUGCUCUUGAGGCCAAAUGCUCCACUCGAGAACUCAACUCCAUUGUUUCUGGCCAAGCUCCUUGUCUCUCCUGUCCUAGAAAGACCUACCCUUCUGCUAAAGCUCCAAGCAGUGCUCUAUAUUUGAAGGGCAUUUCUUCAUCGCCAAGUAAGUUGAGAUGGAGGGGGAAAAAUUCGUUCUUUUCAGCAAAGAUCUAUUCUUUUUGCAGUUUUUGCUGUGAUUUUACUUGUUUUUCGGAACAUUGUCACCUGCUAGAUCUGUAAGUUUUGCUUGGGAUUCCGAAAUGAACUGCUUUCUAGAGCUUUGGAAUGUGCUUUUGUGAUUGUUGGGCUUUUCUUUGUGUUGCUCUUGUGCCUUGUUCAGUGGCCAUAAGAGAGAAGGGGAAUCCGUAAGGAUAUACGUCCCUAAAAGGUGGAAUUUUGUUCAAGGUUGUGGUGGAAAGGGUUUUCAUCUUCUUAGAUCUUGUUUACAUUCCAGACCUCGAUCUCUUUUGUUGUUUAAAAAUUCCUCAUUUUUUUUUUUGCAUGGGUGUUGCUGUUUGGGUUGGCUUUGUUUUGAACAACAGCAGAACUGAUGAACUACUGGGAGGUAAUUCAGGGGUUUUCCUUUCCUUUCUAUUGCUGCAUUGUUCAGCUCUGAAAGCUUUGUGGAAAAGUUGAAGUUCGGAAGAGUAGGGUCCUUGUUUUUCUGGUUUAAUGGUGCUUCUUUGAAGAAUUCUGGAGACAUUUUAAAGGGCCUUAGAAGCUUGCUUGCUAAUUAUAGUGGGAAAUUCCUGUGGAUGCCGAGUGACAGCUAAAAUUGUAUUCCUUGAAGAUGAAGUUUCUCAGGCUGCUUCUUAUGGGACUUGCAUCUACUUUGCUACAAAUCGCACAAGCUCAGGCGAAGCCGUUUCUGAUUAACUGCGGUUAUAAUUCUAGCACAGAUGUCGACAAUAGGAAUUGGGUUGGAGACUUGACCUUUGGUAAUAAUUUCACGCUGAGUUUUCCUGGAAUUAUUGCAUCAACUACCACAGUCAAUGAGGAAUCUGGCUACCAAUCUUUGUAUAGAACUGCCAGGAUAUUUAACAUGACAUCGUACUACAACUUCAGUGUAUUUUCAGGGAAUUAUUGCAUAAGGCUUCAUUUCUAUCCCUUCUCAUUUGAAAAUUUUAAUGUCAAUGAGUCAGUAUUUGAUGUAACAGCUAAUGAGCUGAAGUUGGUUUCCAAGUUCAAUGUCCCUGGAGAGAUCUCUUGGAAGAACAUGAAGAGCAAUUUGGUGGUCGCUUCUCUAGUUAAAGAGUAUUUUCUUAAUGUCAGUUCGAAUGAGCUGAAUAUUGAGUUUGUUCCCAACUCUGGAUCGUUUGCCUUUGUGAAUGCAAUCGAGGUCAUCCCGGUUGGUGGUAACUUGUUUGUUGACUUGGUGAACAAAGUAGGAAGCAAUGGUUUAAAGACCUCUCUGAGUAUGAACGACCGAGGAAUUGAGACUAUGUAUAGGUUGAAUGUGGGGGGACAUGGACUUAAUUCAAGCGAAGACCAAGGCUUGUGGAGAAAGUGGGAGUCUGAUGAGAAAUUUGUGUUUUCUUUGAACGCGGCAACCACAAUCAGUAAUGCUUCAAAUAUAAGCUAUGUCUCGAGCAAUGAUUCUCUCAUUGCACCCCUCAUGGUUUAUGAAACAGCAAGGAUGAUGACCAAUAGUGAAGUUGUUGAGAAAAGAUUCAAUGUAUCAUGGAGAUUCGAUGUGGACCCCAACUUUGACUACCUUGUCCGGCUACACUUCUGCGAGCUGUUAUAUGAUAGAGCAAAUGAGAGAGUUUUUAGAAUCUACAUUAAUAACAAGACAGCAGCUGAGAACUAUGAUGUCUUUCUGAGGGCAGGGGGGACGAACAAAGCUUACCAUGAAGACUAUGCUGAUCUGGUUCCACAACAGGUAGACACUCUUUGGCUUCAGCUUGGUCCUGAUUUGUCGACUACUGCUUCAGGUACUGAUGCACUUUUGAAUGGAGUGGAGAUCUUCAAGCUGAGCAGGAAUUGGAAUUUGGCUCAUGCUUCAGAAAGGAUCACCGGUGAGGAAGGUUUGUCUGAUAAGCAGCCAGAGAAAGGUCUUUGGGAAGCCAUCGGUGUCGGUGGCGUCUCUGUUGUUACCAUCUCUAUAGUGUGUACACUUUUCUUUUUCUGCAUUCAGAAGAAGAAAGCAACUUCUGUUAAGGAGAAUCCUCCCGGGUGGCACCCACUUUUCCUUCAUGAGACUAUGGGAAGCACCACUGAUGCCCGGGUAUCUAAAUUGCCUGUAACCAAUAUUGUUCCAUCAGCUUCUAAUAGAAUUGGAAGAAGAUUUGCAUUGUCAGAGAUUAGAGCAGCGACGAGGAACUUUGAUGAGUCCUUGGUCAUUGGAACUGGAGGUUUUGGCAAGGUCUACAAGGGUGAGAUUGAGGAGGGGAAUAUGGUAGCAAUCAAGCGGGCCCAUCCACAAUCUGAGCAGGGCCUAGCAGAAUUUGAAACAGAAAUUGAAAUGCUUUCAAAGCUCCGGCACCGACAUCUUGUCUCAAUGAUUGGAUAUUGUGAAGAGCAACAAGAGAUGAUCUUGGUUUAUGAGUAUAUGGCAAACGGCACACUAAGAAGCCAUCUCUACGGAAGUGCUCUCUCAGCACUUACCUGGAAGCAGCGGGUAGAAGCAUGCAUUGGUGCUGCUCGUGGACUUCACUAUCUUCACACUGGGGCAGAGAGAGGUAUUAUACACAGGGAUGUUAAGACAACUAACAUUUUAUUGGAUGAGAACUUUGUUGCAAAGAUGGCAGACUUUGGGUUGUCUAAAGAUGGUCCGGCAUUUGACCAUACCCAUGUCAGUACUGCUGUGAAAGGAAGCUUUGGAUACCUGGAUCCUGAGUACUUUCGAAGGCAGCAGCUAACUCAAAAAUCAGAUGUCUAUUCUUUUGGGGUGGUGUUAUUUGAAGUUGUAUGUGCAAGGCCUGUAAUAAACCCAAGCUUGCCCAAGGAUCAAAUAAACUUAGCUGAAUGGUCACUCCGAUGGCAACGUCAGCGGUCGCUUGAGACGAUUGUGGACCCCCGGUUGGAAGGAGCUUACUCAUUGGAAUCCCUGAAGAAGUUUGGGGAGAUUGCGGAGAAAUGCCUUGCUGAUGAGGGGAAGAACCGGCCUACAAUGGGCGAGGUAUUGUGGCAUCUAGAAUAUGUCUUGCAACUAAAUGAAGCAUACAAGCGAAGUGGAGAUCAGGAGUCUUUUGGAAGCAGUGAGCUGGGAUUUGCUGAUUUGUCUUUCGGUCUCCCACAUAUUAUAGAGCAAGUAGAUGAUGCUUGUUCAAAACCAUUGAACAUCAAAGAAAAUGCUGUAGAGUCAAUAGGAGAGGAUCAUUGUUUGGAAGACACCAUUAGAGUUGUUGAUUGCUCCCAGCUGGUUAACCCUCAGGGAAGUUUAUUCAAUUAAUCGGACUACGUACACCUGUGUUUGCGAUGUAAAGGAUAUGCUUUUGGUGACAAGAAAAUGUAAAAUUACCAUGAUAGAGACAGAGCAAAAAGAGCACCUAAUCAUCAUCCCUCUCCAGAUAGGAUAAUACAAUGUGGUCUCGGCUCAUUGUGAAUUAUUUUGAAUUUCAAACCAACGCAAAUUUGGAAAGCGGUCAUCCUUACCACUUCAUAAUUUAUCUGGCAAUAGGAAGACUUGUCUGCUUGCAUGAGCACAUAAAUUUUAUUAGUGGCAUUGCUGAUGCCAACUUCAGUGAUGAUUUCCACUUAUUUUUCAUGUCUAUACAUAUCAAAGCACUCUAAGACUACUAUUUGAUGGAGUUGAUGUCAUGGAAAUAAGUAAAAAUUUCACAGUACAAUUGCUGAACUUCAUCGAUUUCUGAGCUUUAUAUAAAAUUUUAUAGUGACAAACUCUCCAUAACUAAGUUGUGCUUAGAUGGUGGCUUUCAAUUACUCUUAUUUUCUUGCUUGAGAGGGAGGGGACAUGAGAAUUAUUUAGUAUAAAGGUACUAUGUAUAAUGUGGAACAAUUAGAAUUUUGAGUUCAUUCAAAUGCUUGUUGAUGCAUGUGAUUAGGGUUUGGAUAGGGUGGGUUUGGAUAAAUCCCACCCCAUCUAUGCCCCAUGCCAUCUUCUCAUUAGUCCUACUGUGGUCAGAAUUGAAACCUUAACUGCUUAGAAAGAAUUUUCUGAAUCUAAUGAACUGGACACAUGGCGAUUAUGAAGGCGCAUUCAUAGAAAUAUGGCAGAGAUGGAAACUGACACAAAGAUACAGUUAAUUCCUCGAUGUCUAUUUAAUUAAAACUAAGAUAAAAGCAUAUAAUGAGAAGGAUGGAUAUACCAGUUCCACCACUGGGAACAGCAUUUCAACAGUAUGUCAGCUUCGUGUUUUUGUGACUUUACUAUUUUUGAUUAAAAUCAUCCAAAGUUUCUCUCUCAUGAUUUGGAUUUAGUAUUUAUCCCUAUUCUUUGUACCAGUUAUCAUUCUGUGUCUUCUAUAAAUAACAUAUACUAUAUUUUUAUCCAUGGCAUGCUCAAGGAGAUAAUCUUACGAAGCUCAUGACUCGUUCUUGCUCUUUUUACAUAUUCCUAAUCAUCAAAAAAUAAUUUUUCAGUGCACCUUUCUUCUCUAACAAACCAAAUUCUCUCUAUGCUUCCAUAUUGUAUCAUUUCAUCAUCAAUAAUAGCCAUGUAUGAUUUUAUUUUGGGAUUUUGACAUAUUUUGCCUUGAAUACCAAGAUAUUCCCUCUUUUCAGAAUUAAUACAACUAAAUCCUAUAAUCUGGUUUAAUUGGACCCUUAGGUUAUGAUUCCAUCAAGCAUAAAAUAGUAAAUACCUCAUGUACAAGUUGAGGCUUUCAAGGAGCAAGUUGCAACUUCAUGUAUUCUUCCUCCUCACCUCUCUGUUGACCUGAUCCGGCACUGCUCGUUCCCCCCUACCCCUAAUUGUGCUGCUGGGUAAGAAAGCAAUGCGAACCUUCACUAGCCCUCUUCAAAAAGAGAUAUGGUUGGAAUUAGACCUUGCUCCUCAAGGUUCUGCUGUUGCAUACUUAACAGAAGAAUAGAUCAGCAGAUGCGAGAAGAAAUAGCUGGUUGUUUAAGAAAAUCUUUGGAAUAGAUGAGUUGAGAAUAAUCAAUUAUUCUUGACGAACAAAUUGAUGUCAUUUUGUUAAGCUUUCCCAUCCAUGUAUUCCAACCUUGGGAUAUGUGAAUUAUACCUCUGUUAUACUUUCAUUUACUUUGUUUGGGGCCACUUUUUUUUUUUUGUCUCCUCGUGUUCUGGUGCUUCUUUGGGAUAUCCUAAUUAACUGGUAAUACCAUAUGGGAAACAAGAAUUAGCAACAUUGCACUAUUAGCAUAUUAUGCACUGGUGCUAUUUAACUAACAUAAUAGAUUGCAUGUUUUGUCGAGUGCUCGGUGCUAACUAAACCAAAUUACAUUAGAUAUGUUAAUCAAAAUCUAUUAUGAAUACUGGUAUGUACUUUGACAGCAAGCACAACCGGCAUGCAAUGAUAUAGUGUGUGUUUUUUUUCCUUUUCUUUUUA